AUGCCAAGUUCGUGCUGCAGCGACUGUGGUAAUUCGAACGUUGGCACCGUUCGCUUGGAGACCACGGACUCUCUCGCUGAACCAGCGGUGCCAGCGAUCUCGUCUGGGGAUCAGUCGUGCUGUGAAGGCGAUUCUUGUAAAUGCGAUGCCAGCUGUUUGGACCUCCUCGCUAGAGCAAUCUGUGCAGACGAUGCUGGGCAUUUGCAUGAUGUAACAAACCUCGAUCAGGCUCCUCAGGGUACGGGACCCAUUGCAGACUGCUCGUCGUGCUGCGAGCAUCAGAAGGGUUGUACAGAUUGUUCGCAAAAGAGAAUGCCUUCAGCUGGCAAUGAGGCGAGCACAGGCUGCACCUAUACCGGUCUUCGCAAACGCUCCGCCAAGCACGAUGACUCGCACUCCGAGUCGCACUAUCCUACCGAGGCCUGCGGUGAGCACACGUCCAUCGCUCGGAGUAGGUAUCACGACACCCUCUCAGCAUUCGGAUGCAUCUGCAAGGCGAUGCUCGCGCACGGUCUGCAGUCCUGUUGCAGCACCUCUACCGCGACUGAGGCUGCCGGCGUUAGUGCGUCGCGUACUGUGCGGCUCCCUCGCUUCAGUUAUCCACCUGCAUCCACCAAGAGUCGCCAAUCCGUGGGCUCUUGCUGCCGCGGUUCGAGCGGCGACUGUAAUGGCGGGAAGAACUCUAUUAAAUCGAAGUCCAGGUCCCGCGUGUCAAUCGAUUCUUGUUGCGCCGAUAGCCACUGCGGCGGGGGCGACCGCUCUCAGUAUGGACACGACGUCGAGGUAGAUAAGUCAACCAACAUCGAGGUGUCGGUCCUAGAGAAGGGAGUGGGCGGGGUGACCGAGCAUGCCGUCAUCGCUAUCAAGGGCAUGACCUGCACCGGCUGCGAAAACAAAGUGAUCCGCACCCUCCACGGGAUCCCCACCAUCUCCAAUGUCAAGACCAGCCUCGUGUUAUGCCGCGCAGAGUUCGACUUCGACGGCGCCGCAUUGGGCCUGCAGGUGCUUGUCGGGAUCGUCGAGAAGCGCACUGGGUUUAGCGUGGAGGUUAUUGCGGGUGCGUCUAUGCACGAGUUGCGGCUGAACGUCGAUCGCGCCUUUUGCGACCAGCUCCUGGCUAUGGGCCGCCCUGAUGGCGUAGAAGACGUUCUGCGCGUGGACAAAGAUACUAUCCGCAUUAGCUAUGACCCCAAGCUCGUGGGAGCUCGUUCGAUCAUGGAUUGGUAUGCCUUCUGUUCCCCGACGUUCGCCCCAGAGCCUCGCGACCCAGCGCUCUCAGCCGGCUCGAAGCAUAUCCGCAGCCUUGCUCUGCGGACAACCUGCUCUGCUGCCCUGACCAUCCCCGUCCUCGUCAUGGCUUGGGCGCCGCUCCCGCCACGCUCACACGCGUACGCCUUGGCAUCCUUAGUCCUCGCGACCAUUGUGCAGGUCGCAAUCACCGGGCCCGUGUACUUCAGCGCAUUCAAGAGCCUCUUCUUCUCGCGGCUCGUUGAGACGGACAUGCUCAUUGUGCUCAGCACUACCGCGGCCUACGUCUACUCCGUCGUCGCCUUUGCGUUCUUAAUGCUGGACCGGCCGCUAUCAUCUGGCGAGUUUUUCGAGACGAGCACGCUCCUCGUCACCCUCAUUAUGCUCGGGCGCCUUGUGAGCGCGUAUGCGCGCCAGCGGGCGAUGGAAGCGAUCUCGAUCCGAUCGCUGCAGAGCAAGGACGCUAUAAUCAUGCACCCUGACGGUAGAGAGGAACGUAUGGAUGCGCGACUCCUCCAGUACGGCGAUAUCUUCAAAGUCAUGCCGGAUUCCUCAAUUAUCACAGAUGGCACGGUAUGCGUGGGUCAGAGCGAGGUCGACGAGUCGAUGAUGACGGGCGAGUCGCGCGCGGUCGAGAAGAGCUCAGGGAGCACCGUCAUUGCCGGCACGCUGAACGGCCCCAGCACGCUCCUCGUCGAAGUCACACGUCUACCCGGCGAGAACACCAUCACCGACAUUGCGUCGAUGGUCGACGACGCCCGUUUUUCACGUGCGCAGGUGCAGGCGACCGUCGACCGUAUCUGCGGGUGGUUUGUACCCGUCGUCGUCGGCAUCGCGCUCGUCACAUUUUUCGUCUGGCUUGCUGUCGGCAUUGCUGUCCGCCGCCAGCGCCACAGUGAGGCCGCCGUGGCGGCGCUGACGUACGCUAUUGCAGUGCUAGCGAUCUCGUGCCCGUGUGCGAUUGGGCUCGCAGUGCCGAUGGUGGUCCUCAUCGCAGGCGGCGUGGCUGCGCGCCUCGGACUUGUGUUCAAGGCUGCAACAACGAUCGAGGGGGCGCGCAAGAUUUCUCAUGUCGUGUUCGACAAGACAGGCACGCUGACACUGGGUCGGCUUGCGGUGGUGAGCUGUGACGUGUUCGACGCGUCUGCAGAGAACAUUGAUGUCCGGGCGGCCAUUAUUGAGCUCGUGGCGUCCAGCAGACAUCCAGUAGCGCGUGCCGUUGGAACUUACCUCGUCGAAGCUGGAGUGAAUGGUGACGUGAAAGUGGGGGAUGCCGAGAUGGUGACUGGAAGAGGCAUGCAGGGUGUAUUGGCUGGCAAGCCCCUUCGCGGUGGCAGUGCGUGCUGGUUGGACGUCGAGGAUCAUCCUGUCGUCAAGCCUCUCCUCCUGAAAGGCCUUACUACGUUCUGUGUCAUGCAUGGUGAUAGACUUGUGGCAGCCUUUGGACUUGAAGACACGAUGCGCCCCGAGUCGCUGUUUGUGGUCGACACUCUCUGCAAGCGGGGCAUCCGCAUCUCCGUCCUCAGUGGUGACCACGCUACUGCGGUAGAGAAGGUCGCUUCGGCUUUGAACGUUCCCAGUGACUGCGUGCGGUCUGCGUGUCUGCCUGAAACGAAGCAGGCGUAUAUCAAGGAGCUACACGCGGCAGGCGAGAAGGUACUCUUUUGUGGGGACGGCACGAAUGACGCCGUCGCGCUCGCGCAGGCCGAUAUUGGCGUUCACCUGCAUACGGGGGAGGGUGCCGGCUUCGCUGCGUCCACUGCGGCGGAUGUUGUUCUGACUCAUCCGUCGCUGAUGGGUAUCCUGUUCCUGUUCGAGCUGUCCGAGGCGGUCGCGCGCAGGAUCAUGCUGAACUUCGCGUGGUCUGCAGUGUACAACCUCAUUGCAAUCCUGUUCGCUGCGGGCGCAUUUGUGAAGGCCCGCAUCGCCCCUGCGUACGCCGGGCUCGGCGAAAUCGUCAGUGUACUUCCAGUCGUGUUGGUUGCCUUGCAGCUGAAAUGGUUCAAGUCACGAGUAUGA
Molecule: messenger RNA, 3267 nt
Organism: Sparassis crispa
Lineage: Eukaryota; Fungi; Basidiomycota; Agaricomycetes; Polyporales; Sparassidaceae
Product: P-type cation-transporting ATPase
Exons: 3
Coding region: 1-3267 (1088 amino acids)
Biological process (GO): monoatomic cation transport
Cellular component (GO): membrane
Molecular function (GO): ATPase-coupled monoatomic cation transmembrane transporter activity; ATP hydrolysis activity; metal ion binding
Source: RefSeq, a predicted model, not a curated record